AUGUUCGCAACCUUUUACGCCUCGGAGCCCACCUCGCCAGCGACUACUUUCAUUUCCUCGGGGCCUGCGGAUCUCCAGCCGUCCCAGGGCGGCGAUUCGGCAACACCGGGUGGCGGCGCCGGGGUGGGCGCCGGCACGGGAUCAUCGUCAGCCACCGGCAGCGGCGGCGCCGGCAACACCACCACACAACCCGGCGUGCUCCGGCCAAAACGAAGUCAGGUCGCCCGCGCCUGCGACUGGUGCCGCAUCCAUCGGAUCAAAUGCGACACGAACCAGCCGUGUCGCAACUGCGAGGCGCGCGGUGGCCAGUGCAGCAACAGCGGCAAGAUGGGCGAGGUGCGCACCCUGCCGCGGGCCAUUCGCGAGAUUGAGAGCUUGCGGUUGCGGGUCAAGGACCUCGAGGCCCAGCUCGAGGCGACCAAGGGGCCAUCGGACGCCGCCGAAUCGACGACGAGGAGUCCGUCGAGGUCGCAGACGCCGAGCUCGGUCAGCGGCUCGUGGGAGGUGCCAGCGCUCCUCGGAAUGCACGGCGGUGGCGCCACCAGCAGUGCAAGCCCAAACAUCCAUCUGCAUGCUGGUGGUUUCGGCGCGCCGCAGUUCUACGGUCCCUCGUCGACGAAUUACUUCGUCGACCGGAUCACCAGCUACCUCAAAAGCGUAGUCCCCCAACCCUUUCUCCAGCCCAUGCUCGAGAAUGGCACAGGCCCAGACGUCGAGCAGCCGCAGUUUUCGCAACAGCAGCACUAUCGCAGCCCAAUGUCUGGUCGCAACCUGACUGGCGCCCAGGAGGUCUACUUCCUCGACCUGUAUUGGCGCUCGUGGCACACCAUUCACCCAGUGCUCGAUGAGGCGGACUUUCGUGCGCAUUACAAGUCGCUCUGGGCCGGAUCGCACUCGACGGAUGCGAGACUGCCGUCGGCGCUUGUCGACAUUGUGCUCGCCCUGUGCAUGCAGUUCAGCGUGGCCUCCACCCCUCGUGACACCUCGUUUGAGACCUCCUCGUCAGAACCCGCAUCGAGCGCCGGCCGCUUCCUGCACCACCGAGCCCAAGACAUCCUCGCCACGUCAUUAGAGUCGCCAAGCCUCGCAACGCUGCAGUCCCAAUUUCUGUCAGCCGUCUACCUCGCAAACGCGUCGUACCUGACCACGGCCCACGCGACCCUCGCCUCGGCUGUCCGAACAGCCCACGCCCUCGGCCUCCAUCUUGACCCGCCAUCGACCCUGCCGCGGCCGCAGGCCGAGCUGCACCGCCGCGCCUGGUGGUGCCUCUUUGCCCUCGACACGCGCCUCAGCAUCCGCCUAGGCCGCCCUUGCGCGACCCACCUCGCGCAGACGACUUGUGCUCUGCCGUCCGACGACCCGUCUCUCGAAUCCGUGACGGCAGAACUCGACCUCCUCGCCCCGUCCCGGCUCUCCUACACCCUGCACGCCGUGACCCUCGCCCUCGCCGCCCGCAGGCUGCACCACCGCCCGCUGCCAACGGUGCCCUCGGCGCCGCCGUCACAGGAGGACCUCUUGCCACUGACGACCUGGCGCGCCGCGCUGCCGCCAUCGCUCGCCUUGCCAAGAGUACCAAGCGCAAACUGCGCCGCCUUUGCGCCGCCGUGGCUGACGCGCCAGCGCCUGCUGCUCGAUCUGCACUACCACGAUCUGCUCAUGGCCCUGCUGCGGCCGAGCAUCCUGUUGCCACCGGCAGGCGAUGCCGCGCCAGCGGAGAGGGCGGCGCGCCACGCCGUUGCCGCGACGCACGUCCUGCAGCAGGCAGGCGGGGGUCCGCUUGACAUGGGGUGGUCGGAGCCGGUGCUCCUGGCGUGGAACGCUGCAGUCACGCUCGCAGGGUACAUUGCUGCAUAUGGCAGCGACGGAUCCGUAGGUGGCGGGGCGAGAGCGGCGGUCUGGCGGGCGAUCGAGGUGCUCGAGGGGUUCGGUGCCGGUGAGGCGGCGGCGGCGGUGCGAGAGCUCGUGGGACGGGCAGAUAUCGUCGCUGUCGGGGGCAGCGUUGAUCCUGGGCUUGGAGCCCAAUUUGGGGGAUUCGGAACAGGGUUCGGGGAGGCUGGCGACGGUCUGUAUGAGAUUUGGUCCUAUGGGAUGGACAGCUAA
Molecule: messenger RNA, 2100 nt
Organism: Verticillium nonalfalfae
Lineage: Eukaryota; Fungi; Ascomycota; Sordariomycetes; Glomerellales; Plectosphaerellaceae
Exons: 1
Coding region: 1-2100 (699 amino acids)
Biological process (GO): DNA-templated transcription; positive regulation of transcription from RNA polymerase II promoter by galactose
Cellular component (GO): nucleus
Molecular function (GO): zinc ion binding; RNA polymerase II cis-regulatory region sequence-specific DNA binding; DNA-binding transcription factor activity, RNA polymerase II-specific
Source: RefSeq, a predicted model, not a curated record